AUGUUCGACAAUUCGCCGCUGGAUGUGACGAGCAGGUCGAUCACCGACGCCAUGCAGGUGCUGCAUGUCGUGCGUCCCCGACAGGACAAGUUCUGGUGCUCUGAGGGUGGGCAGCACUACCGCAUGGUGGUGGAGCCACCGGUGGACGGCACGCUUCAAGAUCUCAUGGAGUUGGGUUCCAUGACUGAGAAGGAUGUCAAGCAAAUGGUGAGACUGGUCUACAGAAUCAUCAGCUGGAUCAUUAGCUACGGCCCUCGACCGGUGGGGAAACACGCCCACCACAACUUUGACCUGAUUGACGCGCAACCCCUCCAGUUCAUCUGCACCUGA
Molecule: messenger RNA, 330 nt
Organism: Acanthamoeba castellanii str. Neff
Lineage: Eukaryota; Discosea; Longamoebia; Acanthamoebidae
Exons: 1
Coding region: 1-330 (109 amino acids)
Source: RefSeq, a predicted model, not a curated record